Engraulis encrasicolus (European anchovy) is the source of this 7336-nucleotide messenger RNA. It is a transcript of the gene atf7a, whose product is annotated as activating transcription factor 7a. The coding region runs from base 116 to 1669 and encodes 517 amino acids. Gene Ontology annotation, biological process: regulation of transcription by RNA polymerase II. NCBI's taxonomy places the organism in Eukaryota, Metazoa, Chordata, Actinopteri, Clupeiformes, Engraulidae. Gene Ontology annotation, molecular function: cAMP response element binding; DNA-binding transcription factor activity, RNA polymerase II-specific. The transcript is spliced from 12 exons. The record is from RefSeq and is a predicted model, not a curated record.
CUGACGUUACCUCUCGCGAUGCUUUGUGUAGGAGGGGAGUGUCAGAUUCCAAGGGAGAAGAGAGGAUAGAGGGAGAGAGAGGGGCGCUGAGUUACAUUGCAAGCUCUUCGCGAAAAUGGGCGACGACAGACCUUUUGUGUGCAACGCGCCUGGCUGCGGGCAGAGGUUCACCAAUGAGGACCACUUGGCCGUACAUAAACACAAGCAUGAGAUGACAUUGAAGUUUGGCCCGGCCAGGACAGACUCCGUCAUUAUAGCAGAUCAGACUCCAACUCCCACACGUUUCCUGAAGAACUGUGAUGAGGUGGGCCUGUUCAACGACAUCGCCAGCUCCUUUGAGCAGGAGUUCCGCAAGGCACAGGAGGACGACGACAAGCGCGCCAAGAACCCUCUGCAGCUGACCACCCCCAGUGCAGGAGGAGUGCUGGACAUGAGUCUGCAGACGCCUUCCGACGUCAAGGUAAAGGAGGAGGAGCCAGUAGAGGUUGACUCCUCCCCUCCAGGAAGUCCAGAGUCCAUCUCCAGCAGAUCCGACAGUGGCCGGGAGUCGGUGGGGAGGCCUAAGCACACCCCUCCCAAGCCCCCGGUGAGUGCGGCACCCACCCCCACCAUCGUGCGCCCGGGCUCCCUGCCGCUCCACAUGGGCUACGACGCCCUGCAUCCCACGAUGCCCUCACCCACCUCCGUCAUCACACAGGCUCCCCCCUCCAACAGAUCGCUCGGUUCCCCGACUGGUUCAUAUCACAUGAUGAUGCUUCCCAACGGCCAGACUCUACCCAUGCUGCCCGGCCCUAUUCAGAUGCCCUCAGUAAUAUCUCUGGCGAGGCCCAUGAUGGUGCCCAACAUUCCCGGCAUCCCCGGACCACCACUAGGGGGCAGCAGCAGCGGAUCCUCAUCGCCCUCAGGAUAUAUAUCACACUCAGAGGCCAAGAUUAGGCUGAAGGCGGCGCUGUCCGGUUCCGGGUCUGGGCCGGGCUCGGGCCAGGGUUCCACCGGGUCCAGUCCCAUGGUGCCCCAGAGGCCAGAACAGCAGAGCCAGCUGCUGCUACAGCAACCAGACGCCCCUUCACCUGCACAGCCACAGGUAUCUCCUGCGCAGCCCACUGGGGGUCGGCGUCGGCGUACUGCUGAUGACGACCCUGACGAGCGGCGGCAGCGUUUCCUGGAGAGGAACAGGGCGGCAGCCUCACGCUGCAGACAGAAGAGGAAGGUCUGGGUCAACUCCCUCGAGAAGAAGGCAGAGGAGCUCACAUCCAUGAACGUCUCACUGUCGAACGAGGUGACCCUGCUGCGUAACGAAGUGGCCCACCUGAAACAGCUGCUGCUGGCCCACAAGGACUGCCCUGUCACUACCCUGCAGAAGAAGAAUGCUUACUUGGCUGCUGAUGAGCAGAUGAAGGAUGUGUCUGAGCCGGUGGGCUCCCCUGCGGCGGUGAUCCAGCACAGCUCUCUGGCCCCGAGCCCUUCCUCCGGGAUGGGUGGUCAUAACGGCCUGAGUGCACGUGCGGCGGCCGAGGCAGUGGCGAUGUCUGUGCUGGCGGGGAUGGGCAGCCACCGGGGCGGCGAGCAUGGAGGCCCGGGCGCCGGGGGCAACAGCGGAGGAGGGGGAGGGGGUGGAGGCCCCUCUCAUGUCAUUAUGGCCACACAGUCCCAGCCGGCUGCCAGAUGAUGAGCUGUGUGUGUGGUGUGGUGCAGUACACACCACGAAUAAACACACACACACACAUGCAGAUGCAGAUGCACCCCACAUGCUGGGUUUAUGGGACUUAACCAGCCCUUAACUCGCCCAUCUCUUCACUCCCCCCACUCCUCCUCCUCCUCCUCUAAUGAUCGCCAUCUUCAUCAUCACCCCUCCUCCUCCUCCUCCUCCUCCUCCACGCAUAUCCACUUGGACGUGAUGAAAGUAAAUAAACUAGAGCGAUGAGAGAGAGAGACACUGAGGGAUGGAGGAUGGAGAAAGGAGUUCUUUAAAUGUGCUAUCUCUUCCUGUACCGUAUUCUAUUCUUUACUCUUUUCUCUGUUCUCUCUAACCGUUCUUUCUAUCGCUCCUUUCCCCCUCCACCUCCUCCUCGCUUUGAGCCAUGGCACCAUGCAUCAGCCUUCAGAGAAAGGACUGGUACUUAGUGAAUAAAAGAUGGAAUGAGACACAAAAAGAGAGAGAGAGAGUGAGGGAGUGAGGGGGGCUGCUCCCUGUUCACUAUGCCAUGGACUACAGGGGCUGGACUCCAGAAGCUCCCCCUCUUCCUCUCCUCCCCUUAUAAAGAUAUUUCUUCCCCGUCACGCCUCCUGAUCCUCUCCACCCGGCUCCGCUCCGCUUGGCUCCAGACUUCUCUAGAUCCCAAGCGGCCUUCUCUACCUGUCCUGAUCCAGCCUUUGUGUCCACAUGUGUCCACCCACCCAUAGUACCACCCAUCUUACCACACCCACACCCACCCCCAUUCAGCACCUAUAGAGCCUACUUAUUCCACCCCCGUCCCUUUCAGCCCACCAGAUCCCAGUGACCUCCCCCCACACCUGUUGACCUGGCUACCCACUCGCCUUACUCCAUCCCCAUCCCACUCUCCACCCUAACCUCCGCCUGCCCCUCCCCCCCUCCCCACUUGCCACCCGCGUCUUCACUGGACUGCAGGACUGCCGUGUCACCUGGUGGCGAGUGUUGUGUUGUCACGGUGACGGUUGCUGCACCGCUUUUGGUUGUACUUCUACUUUGCUACUCGUGACUGUUCCCCCUCUUAUCCCUGCCUCUUUUUUUGAAAUCCCUCACACAGCCAUAUGCACAUACGUCAGAGCCGCCACCGCUACCACUGCUGUGUUGUCUCUACUCGGUAAAGAGACAUGCGGUCGCCUGAUAUCACAGGAUACAGUUCCUAUGUUUCUCUUUUAUUUGUUUGUCUGUUUGUUUGUUUUGGCUUUUCGCUUCACUGACAUGAAAACACAGCCUGGAACGCAUUAGCUCAUCAACACGCCACAUACACUCUUUCAUUCAUCCAUUCAUUUAUUGCAUGCAUACAUUGGCUCAUUCAUUCAUUCAUUCAUCCAUUCGUGAGUUCCCAUCAUGCAUCUCUUCACAGUGAUGUUCCGUCAUCUGUUUGUUUCAUGACAGACGCAGAUCUGUGUCUCAAGAUUGGUACCAAAACAAUGCAAUAUUUAUAAUGUAUUUUUUAUGGAGCGUUCAAACAAAAAAAAAAAGAGAGAAACUUUUAUGUAUUUUAAAUCCAGGUUAAAAAAAAGUUGAUCCCCUUUAAAUAGUUCUGUUUUUGGUUUUCCUUCUAAACGGGCUUCAUGCUAAAGACAGCCGAGCACCUUCCCCCUCUACAGCCUUAGUGGAAUGUUUCACACGCGUUGCACUUGCAUGAGUGAGAACGUGACUUGUGUCGGUUGUGUGUUUUUGUUGUUGUCUGCGUGUUCUCGCGCUGCUAAACAUGGAAACAAAAGGCAGCAGCAAUGUGACGAGAUUAACGAGGUCACUUGCACUACUGUCCUGUUUUGUUUUAUUUUAUUUUAUUUCCGUUUUUUUCUGUCUUCAAGCAGAUGCUCUCAUAGUCAAACGGCUCCUAGUACAAUCGUGUCCCGGAGUCAGCCCCAUUAUAGCGUUCAGGCAUAUCUGUGAAAAGCCUUGAUUGUCUGUCUCUAGUCUAUCAGCGGUGGUCAACGGAAAGGCACUAUGCAGAGCCAUGAGAAAAAAAAAGAAGAAACAAAGACGGAAAAAGGACUUUUAGUGUUUCGGCAAUGUUAUGCACCAUUUGUCAUUGAUGAAUGAAUGCCACCUUCUCUGUGCCUGCCCCCCUGCCCUGCCCUGUCUAUCUUCUGUCCAUCGGCUCUUCAUUGUUCCUUGCCAUUGAGUUGAUUAGGAAUGGUCGGACUUUUGGAAUGCUUCUUGUCUUUUUUUGCCACCCUAGACCUGUGUGAUUGACAGCUUGUUUGUGGCCUGAUGUGUGGAGCUUGUCAUUUGGUAGCAGUCUUCCUGGUUUUCCCAUAGAACGAGUUUAGCCCAUCAGCAUUCAGCUACGUGGGACUAGGGCCACUCCCUCCCUACACCUAAACCACGCCCAGCUUACUUAGCACGCCCCCAUUCGCCGUAUCCCCGCCCCUCAAAGCGUUUAUCUCUGUCUCCACCUCCCUGAGCCCUGUGUUGUACCGACCAGCCUAUUUAUUUUUGUGCCGAUUUUUGAUGUCUGAUUUUGAAAAUGGUUCCUGUGGCAGUGUGCCUGUUGGUGCUCUCUUCCACUCUGUGUCUGUUCUUUCUUCUCCUCCUCUUCUGCUCCAGCCUCUAUCUUUUCUUUCUUCCUCUUCUCCUCCUCUUCUUUUUCUUUUGUCUGUUGUUGUGCCCGACCGCCCUGUGUGCUUGUCGCUGCUCGUUGUCUCUCUUGUGUCGUGUCCCUCUUGUUUUUUGUGCUGUUUUUGUUUUCGAAAACUAAGCCAUGGCCGUGUUGAGUGCCUGUGCUAUUAUACAGCCCCUCUCCUCCUCUCUCCUCCUCUUGCUGUGUCUCUGGGGUUGGCCUAUACCGAGCGAGCGCAACAACCUUGACUGUUAAUGAGCCUUCCCUCUCCUUCACUCCCCCUCUGAACUAUAGUUAACACCAUCUGUGGUCCUGCUCCAUGAAAUAAGUACACACAGACACAGACACAGACACAGACACAGACACACACACAGACACACACACAGACACACACACAGACACACACACAGACACACACACAGACACACACACACACACACACACACACAGACACACACAGACACACACAGACACACAGACACACAGACACACACAGACACACAGACACACACACACACACACAGUCCACCACGCACCACAGUAAAAGAUGCUCCACAGUAAACAAACAAGCAGCCUCUGCCUUAAGUACCCCGUUAGUGCCUCUGACCCCUACGCCCAGGUCUAGGCCGUGUAUAUGUGCAUACGCAGCUGCCCUCGGGAAGAAGGAGCAGACCCAUUGUUUCGAUCUGGCUGUCUGACCCAUUGUCAAGAGGCACCUAUCAGGAAACAAGUCAAAAAAGCUUUAUAUUUGUAUUAGAUGUUCAAAAUAAGCAAGUGAUGCCUUUGACCACUUAAUGCAAUUUGGACAGAAGGCUCUGAAAAAAAUGAUGGUAAUUUUCAAGCAUUUUUUUCUUUUUAAUUUUCUUUCUUUUUCUUUGGCCUCCCCAACCCCCACCUCACUCCCCUCCACACCCUUCUCUUGUAGUCGUGAGGAAUCUCUAGGCUGCCCCGUAGGCGCUGAUGAGUGCUGCUGCAUCUCCAUAACAGGUCGAUGUGCAGUAAGGCCGCCGAUAUGCUUGCUGCAGGACACGUGUGCAUGGGUUGCAUUCACAUUUUGUGUCAAUUUUGCACACGGGAGAACACCUCACCCAAGGUAUGCAGACCCGUGCGUUCGGUGCAAUAUUGAGAAAUCGUCGAGGGAUGAUCUUCCGAACUUCCAUGUUGAUGUCGCGGUAGUCAAACAAUGCUCGAAAAUAUUUAUCAGAGCCCCGUUGGCCAUCUGUCCCUUAGAUGAUACCUCCAGUAUCAUGCAAAGUGGUUGUCUUGAAGCAAGUAUGUGCACUCGGUCGCACGCUGUUGCAUGCAUAAUAAGGCACACAGCAAGUGUAUCGCCGGUCUCAUGCUGUAUGGAGUCAGGCUGUGCUGUCUUUCCUGUGACAAAACAGACUUUGGCCGUGUUGCAAUAGUUUCUUCAGUACAACAUUGGUAUAUACGCCCUUGCCGCAACCUCCCCUCUCCCCCAUCCCCUGAUCUUGUUUAUCAUAAUGUGAUGAGUUAGUCACCUUAGGAAUGAACGUGUGGCUGGAUGGAACUAAAACAAGGGAUUAACAGUUGAAUUCUUUUUCUUUAUUUCUUUACUUUUGUACAUAUAAAAGUGUGGAUCUUCCCUUCUCGUGUAUUGUGUCGGUCGCAGUACGUGUAAUGCUGCAGGAGAAUUCUGAGGUUAUCAGUCCAAAUCAUAAGGGCAUGUCUAAAUGCACUAACAAACGAGAUGCAGGUUUUAUCGUUGACUUUUUAUUUGUUUUGUUUUUCUAGUGUUCUUCCUUUUUGAACUGAUCAUGUAUCCAUGCUUUGGUGUAUCCUGAUUUUUAUAGGUUCUCCCUCAGCACCACACACACACACACACUUGUGACAUCUUUGUCCUUUUGCCUUUAUUGUGUGUACAUAUUAUGAUUGCUCAAUAAGUAACUACUUGACACAUAUCUCACAAAUGAUUUUAUUUUAGUUUCUUGUCCUACAGUCCCAAUGGUGACCCUUUGCGUUGUGUUGUACUUUACCGCCGGCCCUAUAUGUUGCCGGCGAUCCCUUUUAUAGACGAAUGUUGAUUAUGAAAUGGGAAAGAAAACUCUUAUUCAGUUAUUUUCAUACUAGUAAUUGUCAUUGGCACUUUUUUUCUCUGCUUCCCCUCUCUCCCAACAGCUGUUUUGAUCUCCAUCGUGUGCUAUAUUCAGGACUAUACAAAUCCCUGUCAUCAUAUCUUCUGUAUCUUUUUUUGUGUUGUAAUAAUGACAUGUAGAUAGAUUUUUUUUGUUCUUUCUCUCCUUUUUUGUUCAUAUUUAGUUCUUUUUUGUUUGUGUUUUGAAUUCAGCAAGGCAGGUCUUUACAUUUUCAAAAGGAAUUUUUAAGUGGAAGUCCAUGGGGACUUCACAUCACCGGUUAGAUCAUGCACCUGACCAGCCGUCAUGAUUGGCUACUUAAGCGGUUGACCAGUUGUUGUGAUUGGCUGAUGGUGCAUUCUCUUCUUCUCACCCAAUGAGCUUAUCUCACCAUUCUAAUUAGAUGCAUUGGAGUCAUGAAUUAAUUAAUUUAUUUUUGGGGUUUUUACUGUCACCGCUUUCCCUGAAUGUUUGGAAUUAUGAACAACAUGAUGUACUGAUAGAUGCUCUGAACUCUGUAACAUCUAGAUUUUAGUGGGAACGUAAUGAACAAUGAGGAAAAAAACAAUGUUUUAACAAAAAAAGGUUCUUCUUAAUGUCAAACUUUUCUGGGUUAAAUUUACACUCCCGUUUUUGUUGGACUGGUGAUUUUAGAAAAGAUGUUCAUGUAUUGUACAUAUGUGUACCAUAUAUAAAUAUAUAUUUACUUUUUCAUGCAUGUUGAAGUGGAAUACUAUGAACACUUACCGUGCUGCAGUUUUAAUUAAAGAAAAGCAACUUAAUAGAAUCCCAAAGUGUUUGAACCUCAUGUUUUUCAAGUCUAUUCUGUGUGUUCUGGACUCAUUAGGAUUAUAGGAUGUGUAGCUGAGUGUUGGUGCAUGUGUUACUGUAUGGGAAAAAAUGUGUCAAAACUGCCAAGCAUCAAAAAGCAAUAAAAAGUAGUCAUAUCUGUUGUCUGAA